AUGGCCAGACGCAGACAGGGACGGGCGGGCGCCUGUCAUCUCGCACCCAAUCCGUUAUCCACCUCGACUGCUCCCCUCCCUUUUGCCCUUUCCUCUUCUUCCGCCGCUCCUCCUCCCCCUUCUCCCACCUCCCACGCCGACACGCACAUCGCGGCCCACGACCAUCGAAGCUCGCCAUCUCGGCCUCCUUCGUCCCUCUCCCCUCCUCCUGAGCCUGCCGCCGUCCGGAGCGAGUGCACGGCGAGGUCGACGACCCGACACGACUCGCCGCCGCCGUCGCAGCAGCUCGUGCCACCCGCUCGCUCGCCGCUCGGAUCGACCACCACCCCCCCGCCUCCCACGCUCGUCCGUCGCCCACACUCGUCCGUCGCCCACGCUCGCCCCGUCGCCCACGCUCGCCCGUCCUCCCACGCUCGCCCGUCGUCCACGCUCGCUCGCCGCCGAGCACGCCGUCGUCGCCGGAUGCAAAGAGCAUAG
Drechmeria coniospora is the source of this 477-nucleotide messenger RNA. RefSeq lists its product as uncharacterized. The coding region runs from base 1 to 477 and encodes 158 amino acids. The transcript has a single exon. The record is from RefSeq and is a predicted model, not a curated record. NCBI's taxonomy places the organism in Eukaryota, Fungi, Ascomycota, Sordariomycetes, Hypocreales, Ophiocordycipitaceae.